CUCGGCCCCUCGCUUACCGUCGGGGCGGGCGGCAUGUGGCGGGGGCUGCCGGUGCUGGCCCUGGCCGGGCUGCUGCUGCUGGGCCGGGCGCCGGCGGGCCGGGGGGCGGCCUGCGAGCCGGUGCGCAUCCCGCUCUGCAAGCCGCUGCCCUGGAACAUGACCAAGAUGCCGAACCACCUGCACCACAGCACGCAGGCCAACGCCGUGCUGGCCAUGGAGCAGUUCGAGGGGCUGCUGGGCACCAACUGCAGCCCCGACCUGCUGUUCUUCCUCUGCGCCAUGUACGCGCCCAUCUGCACCAUCGACUUCCAGCACGAGCCCAUCAAGCCCUGCAAGUCCGUGUGCGAGCGCGCCCGCGCCGGCUGCGAGCCCGUCCUGCUCCGCUACAGCCACGCCUGGCCCGACAGCCUGGCCUGCGACGAGCUGCCCGUCUACGACCGCGGCGUCUGCAUCUCCCCCGAGGCCAUCGUGACCGCCGAGGGCGCGGAUUUCCCUAUCGAUUCCAAUAACGGCAACUGUAGAGGUGCAGGCAUUGACCGCUGCAAGUGCAAGCCUGUGAAAGCCACGCAGAAGACCUACCUGCGCAACAACUACAACUACGUCAUUCGGGCUAAAGUGAAGGAGGUGAAGACCAAAUGCCACGAUGUCACUGCAGUGGUGGAAGUGAAGGAGAUCCUGAAGUCUUCCCUAGUGAACAUUCCAAAGGACACUGUAAACCUCCACACGAAUUCUGGCUGCCUGUGUCCCCCCCUCAGUGCCAAUGAGGAGUACAUCAUUAUGGGCUACGAGGACGAGGAGCGCUCCAGGUUACUCUUGGUGGAAGGCUCCAUAGCUGAGAAGUGGAAGGAACGUCUUGGUAAAAAGAUAAAGGUGAGUCCCCCUUGUGCUGAAGCCUUGUAUCAGACCCUUCAUUCACAGAAGCUGCAGGAAAGCCAGGAAACACUUUCCCUGUUUAAAUGACUUUCCCCAAUCAGCUCUCAUUUGCACCCUUGAGCCCAGUGCAGGGUGACAUGGUGGAAACAGCAACCUCUCUGCUUUUGCUGCUGUUUGUGAACACAUUUUCUGUGUGAAACGUGUGAACACGUGGAUCUGUAACCUCUCUGGUAAUUUCUGUACCUCUCUGGUAAUUCCUAUAACCUCUCUGGUAAUUUGUGUAACUCUCUGGUAAUUUCUAUGGCUCUCUGAUAAUUUCUGUAAAUUACCAGAGAGGUAAUUUCUGUGGUAAUUUCUCUAACCUCUCUGGUAAUUUCUGUGACUCUCAGGUAAUUUCUGUGACUCUCUGGUGAUUUCUGUAGCCUCUCAGGUAAUUUUGGUAACUCUGGUAAUUCCUGUAACCUCUCAGGUAAUUUCUGUAACUCUGGUAAUUUCUGUAACUUUGGUGAUUCUUGUAACCUCUCAGGUAAUUUAAUUCCUGUAACUCUGGUGAUUCCUGUAACUCUCUGGUAAUUUCUCUAACUGUCUGGUAAUUUGUUUAACCUCUCUGGUAGUUUCUGUAACCUCUCUGGUAAUUCCUGUGCCUCUCAUAAUUCCUGUAACCUCUCAGGUAAUUUCUGUAACUCUUUGGUAAUUCCUGUGACCUCUCAGGUAAUUUCUCUACCUGUCUGGUAAUUUCUGUAAAUCUGGUGAUUCCUGUAGCCUCUCAGAUAAUUUCUGUAACUUUGGUGAUUUCUGUAACUCUUUGGUAAUUUCUGUAACCUUUCAGGUAAUUUCUGUAAUCUCUCAGGUAAUUCCUGUAGCGUCUCAGGUAAUUUCUGUAACUGCUGAUUUCUGUAACUCUCUGGUAAUUUGUUUAACCUCUCUGGUAAUUCCUGUAACUCAGGUGUUUCCUGUAGCCUCUCAGGUAAUUCCUGUAACUCUGAUGGUUCCUGUGACCUCUCAGAUAAUUUCUGUACCUGUCUGGUAAUUUCUGUAAAUCUGGCGAUUCCUGUAACCUCUCAGAUAAUUUCUGUGACUUUGGUGAUUUCUGUAAUUCUUUGGUAAUUCCUGUAACCUCUCAGGUAAUUCCUGUAGCGUCUCAGGUAAUUCCUCUAACUCUCUGGUGUUUCCUGUAGCCUCUCAGGUAAUUCCUGUAGCAUCUCAGGUAAUUUCUGUAACUCUGGUGAUUUCUGUAACUCUCUGGUAAUUUGUUUAACCACUCUGGUGUUUCCUGUAACCUCUCAGGUAAUUCCUGUGCCUCUCAGGUGAUUCCUGUAACUCUGCUAAUUCCUGUAACUCUGAUAAUUCCUGUAACUCUGCUAAUUCCUGUAACUCUCAGGUGAUUCUUGUAACCUCUCAGUGAUUCCUGUAACUCUCUGGUAAUUCCUGUGCCUCUCAGUGAUUCCUGUAGCUCUGGUGAUUAAUUCCUGUGCCUCUCAGUGAUUCCUGUUGCUCUGGUGAUUAAUUCCUGUAACCUCUCAGGUGAUUCCUGUAACCUCUCAGGUGAUUCCUGUAACCUCUCAGUGAUUCCUGUAACCUCUCAGUGAUUUCUGUUGCUCUGGUGAUUAAUUCCUGUGCCUCUCAGGUGAUUCCUGUAACUCUGGUAAUUCUUGUAACUCUCAGGUGAUUUCUUUAACCUCUCAGUGAUUCCUGUAGCUCUGGUAAUUCCUGUGCCUUUCAGUGAUUCCUGUACCUCUCCGGUAAUUCCGGUGCCCCUCAGUGAUUAUUCCCGUGCCCCUCAGUGAUUAUUCCCGUAGCUCUGGUGAUUAUUCCCGUGCCCCUCAGUGAUUAUUCCGGUGCCCCUCAGUGAUGAUUCCUGUGCCCCUCAGUGAUUAUUCCGGUGCCCCUCAGUGAUUAUUCCAGUGCCCCUCAGUGAUUAUUCCAGUGCCCCUCAGUGAUGAUUCCCGUGCCCCUCAGUGAUGAUUCCCGUGCUCCCCGCGGCUCUGGCGGUCCCUCCCCAUUCCCCUCGGUGACGGCAGUGCGUUUUCCCGCAGCGCUGGGAUCAGAAGCUGCGGCUGCCCGGGAAGGGCCGGGCAGAGCCGGGCCCCAGCGCGGCCCCAAGGGCGGGCAGUGCCCGCUCGGCCCCGGCCCGCAGCUAGGAGCACCAAGGAUGCAUGGAUGGAUGCAUGGAUGGAUGCAGGGAUGCUGCCGUGCCGCCGGGACACGCAGGGGACUGUCUACCAAGACUUCGUUGUCGGAGCAGCAAAGGAGAAAUUGCACUAUUGCACGUUAUAUUCUAUUGUUUACUACAAAGUAUUGGGUUAGCUUUUAUUAGGUUUUGUUCUCCCUCUUUGUUUGCCACCUGUUUCUUUUCGGAUAUGUGCAAGUUCUGGAAAUGUAUUUUUUUUUUUUUUUUCUGUUGCUAAGAACUGUAGAAAACUGCCCUUAUGAGAUGAAGAUAUAUUCAAUUUACCUUUUUAUGUCCUGAAUCUUCUUCGGGAGAAAAUUCUGAUGCGAGCAGGAAUGAAAUCUGGCCACCAUCAUUGGCUUUCCCUGUUCACUCUUUCUUGGUCACUGUUUGCUGAAACUUGCUCUCUGUUGGGUAAGUUGGUAUCUGGGUUUAAGUGUAUCAUUUUUAUUCUGAAAUAUAAUUCUGAAAUACAUUUUUAAGAGAGCUGUUUGAAUCAGUACAGCUUUAUUAAGUUGUCUUACAGAUAAACCACUUGCAUGAGGCAGAGUCUGACUUUAAAUAUUUCCUGCAACAAGCACAAUGUGCACGUACAGAAGGAACCUGGGUUUUCCAGUGCUUUGGGCCUUAAAGGAAAUAUUAUCUGUAACCAUAAUUUAUAACUAAAUUUAUGCUUCUUCUCUUAUAAUGGCAGUUUUUUCCCCCUUUUCUCAGCUGAGUUAUAGGAGUAGACAGACUCACCAGGCCUGCUUCUCAGCACAGGUCUGCAAUUUAGCCUUUUGAUUUUGUGGUGUUAUUCUUAAAUCCGUGCCUACAUAAACAAGUGUUCAAUGCUCAGUAACAUAUGUCCAAUAAAAGAAUUGUAGUUGCCAACACAGAC
Molecule: messenger RNA, 3923 nt
Organism: Passer domesticus (house sparrow)
Lineage: Eukaryota; Metazoa; Chordata; Aves; Passeriformes; Passeridae
Gene: FRZB
Product: frizzled related protein
Exons: 6
Coding region: 34-960 (308 amino acids)
Biological process (GO): non-canonical Wnt signaling pathway; canonical Wnt signaling pathway
Cellular component (GO): cytoplasm
Molecular function (GO): Wnt-protein binding
Source: RefSeq, a predicted model, not a curated record